AUGUUCACAACGCCAUACGGAAUAGAUUAUCCAUGCGAUGAUUCUCCAGUUGGAUUGGGUACACAGCCCGGCACGGCUGCACAGACACCUGCGCGUGCGGAUGACACGAUGAACCAGGCUAGACCAGGUCUUGUAUUAGCCUCUGCGGAUUUAAAUGAAGCAGAAGCAGAAGCGUGUGGUGACGGCGCAAUAAGGGGCGCUUCUACAGAGGGUGACAUCAUCACUCAGAGUGAGGGUGACAUCAUUGCUCGGAAUGAGGGUGAUGCGAUGCAUGAGUCACGUGGUGUGGAGGUUGCAGUGGCAUGUAAGAGUGAUGGCGCAUUGCGCAUCGAUCUUGAAGGCGGAGAGAACGUAGUGAAAGUGGAUGGAGAUGGAUUGGCAGUGGCAUACGUACCUGGCCAUGAUGCAGUGGGUGGUACAGAACCGGCCAGUACAAAACAUGGGAGUAGCAAUAUGCAAGCAAACGCACAAAUGUCUGAUAGUGACUACGAUAUGGAACUGCUCUCGGAUGGAGAUGGGGAUGAACAACCAAGUGUGGGGAAGCAGAGUGAUUCGAUUGAGGAUUCGCAACACGGCUUAAAGAUCCACCAACAGCACUCAUCGCCCAUUGAUGCUGACGGUCGAGUUCAUGUCGAGAGUGAGGGAAAUGAGCGUGCAACUCACACACGGACGCAGGUGGAGUCAGUUGUCCCUGAUGUCGGCCACAACGAGCGCUGGUCCAUUCCGGAGGUCACUCACUCGCCACAAGGUACCACGUUGGACUCAACUGCUCAGCCCGGUGUCCCCAAGCGGAGGAAGAUUGCGGAUAGCCGUUCUGAUUUUGGCGCUCACAUUCUGGGAUCCACAUCCGUUGACGAGAGCGUUUCCCAAUGCGUGACCGAACAGUUGAAAGAAGCAUUUAGCAAGGAUCCGCAAGCUGUGCCUGCCUAUGCGCAGACGAGUCCUUCUGUUGCCCAAUCAGCGCCACCACAAACGCUUACAAAGACGUCGUUAACGCCUCUACCCUCAGCUGACACGUCACACACAGUCGAUAACAUCGCAAGCGAAGGACUGAAAAGCUCAUUCGCCAAACCUCCGAGUGCCACUCCCGCUCAUCAGCCAGCCCCAGUGACCACUGUGAAUCAACAGCUAACUGCCGAGAAUGCGACUCUCGCUAAGAAGAAGGCAAAUCAAUUGGAGGCCAUUCGUAGAAUGCGCGAACAGCGAGAGUCUCAGUCGAGCACCGACGCCGAGUUUCUGCAACGACAAAGGAAUAAAACUCCCUCAGGAGUCCACAGAAGCACUAAAGCAUCCACUCUUUCACAACAAUCGAAGCCUGUAUCACCAGCCGAGUCUGUCAAGACGAUAUCUGGAUUGAUAAGAUCCGAUUCGAUGAAUCUCCGCAAUAUUCAAAAGCAAAGGCUUGGGCUCGCAUUGGAAAUAGGGAAUAAGUUGCAUUUUAGUGGCAGAUUAUCGUCUCUCUCGACAUUCGAUAUCAAGCGAAGGGGUGAGCUUCUGGCACGAAAGCACUCAAGUGAUGUAGUGCUGGCGUCAGAACAACAAACAGAGCUGAACGUGCUUCUGGCAAAGAUUGAGAAAGAGAACAUCGAGUUCAGAAAGGCGGAGGAGGGGUGGAUCCGCAACCACAGUGCUGUGUACGACUAUAUCCCGUUAUCUGUGUCAGCGUGGGCCAAACGGCAUAUUGAGAAGAAAUGUGCCAGUCUAGUCCGAGAUCGUAGUCGGCACUUCCAGCUGCUGAAUCAGAUUACUUGGUCUAAAAUAGACCAGCGCGGUAGGGAGAACUAUGGUUCGUGGUUGGAGGACCAACUGAGUCUGACUCCCGAUUUCAAGCCUGUGAUGAUUGAGAGCGAUCCAAUGGUGUACAAAACGGGGCAUGUGCUACACCUUCAGCCCAAUGCGCGUGUGGCGAAUGUACCGUUCGAUUUGCACCAUAACCCCUUGUCGUCGAGUAAACAUGCAGAUCCUAUGUCUCAAGAUAUUACGAACCAUCCCUCGAGUCGACAACAUGCGCAAGCUGGCAACAGUGCACAAAUCAAACACAGAUGGAUCAACAAGUCUGUGCCACUUUUAAGGGAAGACACCAGGGCGUUGGAGUUGGCAGCGCAGUAUGAAGUUGAUUUUCUGGUGACAGCUUCCGCCUUGGAGUGCAUAGCCAGUUCCGCUCCAGCGCCUCACAUGGGGUCCUGGGAAAUUCCCAUCAAUUGUGUGGAUACUAAAACAGACGAGAAACAAUUGAUCAUACUCGAGAAACCGCUACCAAAAAAAACAUAUACGCCGAAGACCGCCAGCUGUUUUGCAAUGAAGCACAUGGCCCGCUCCAUGAUCACUCGCAUAGACCACCCAACCAUGGCGUUCUCACAAGACUCCGCUCAGUCUGUGUCGAAUUCUGAUGCCAGAAAUGAACCAGUUGCUGGUUUGCAAGACAACAAACAUCUGGCUGACCGUAGGGAGUCGGUAACGCGGACAGCCACGGAGAGUGUGGGCGGAACCACGAUAGAUGUAUCGGACGAUAAUCUUGUGUACGCGCUGUGGUCUAUCGGGAAGCACAAGAUGCUGGUGCGCAUGAGUCUGGCGGGCUAUGUCCAGGACAGCCCGACCACUACCAGGGUCGUUUCUGUGAGCGCCAAGCCGGAGUAUCUACCUACUUGUCAAGGUAUUAUCGGACCAGAGGAAGAGACGGUGGAGGAAACUGCACGAUGGUGGGUGCGGACUCUGCUGAGGCCCAACGCGCUCCUUCUAUUGGCUCGGUGCGACAUGAUACACAACACAAUGCGCUUUGAACUGCGAGAUAUUCUUGGACAGGCAAUUCAACCGAAUGCAGACUUAUGUGAGGACGAGAGCACCUAUAAUCUACAUACGGCCCAUUCACAAACCGCAAUCUACAGUCAGCAGCCUCCUCCGGCGCUACAUUCGGCUCACAUACCGCUUUUCAAGACCUCCGAGGGCGAUCCGUGGCCAGCUGGGCUAUUCCCGCCGAGCGUGCCAAUGACAAUCGAUGAGGCACUUGCGAAAUUGCCGAAGAAGAAGUACUGUUUUGCUUUCGCCCGCGAAGGAAUAUGUCCUGCUCAGCAGUGUCCAUACCAGCAUGUGGCCAAGACGACUUUAAUUGAGAUGGCGGAACAAGGCGUGAGGG
Messenger RNA from Sphaeroforma arctica JP610, 3133 nucleotides. RefSeq lists its product as hypothetical. Gene Ontology annotation, molecular function: metal ion binding. The record is from RefSeq and is a predicted model, not a curated record. Gene Ontology annotation, biological process: positive regulation of transcription by RNA polymerase III; snRNA transcription by RNA polymerase II; snRNA transcription by RNA polymerase III. Lineage: Eukaryota; Ichthyosporea; Ichthyophonida. Gene Ontology annotation, cellular component: transcription elongation factor complex. The transcript has 18 exons. The annotation marks the transcript as partial.